Spinacia oleracea (spinach) is the source of this 2006-nucleotide messenger RNA. Its product is annotated as cyclin-A1-4. The record is from RefSeq and is a predicted model, not a curated record. NCBI's taxonomy places the organism in Eukaryota, Viridiplantae, Streptophyta, Magnoliopsida, Caryophyllales, Amaranthaceae. The transcript is spliced from 11 exons. Bases 216 to 1712 code for a protein of 498 amino acids.
AAACACGGCCUUACGUCCUUACCUCUAUUUUCAAGAAAGUAUAUGAGGAAAGGAAAGGUCAGGUCUUAAAAUCAAAAGAAAAACCCCCAAAUUGAAUUUCACCGCCUAAAUUCAAAACCCUUAUUUCCGCAAUUGCAUCUUUAAUUUGAAAGGAAGUUACUUUCAAUUUGACCUAGAGAGAGAAAAUCAAACCCUUAAUUCAUCAUCUUUCUGCAAUGUCGGCACUUAAAACUCACCGGAAAAGUCUGGGUUCGUCGGGUCCGGCGGUUUCUACGACGUCGAAGCGUCAGGCGGUGAGGAUUCCGUCGUCGGAAAACGUAAAUUCGAAUUCGAAACCUAUCCCAAACAAUAGGAAGCGACCUCCUCUCUCUAACUUGACUAAUCAGAGUCGUUCCUCUGUUUCUUCUGCCACCAUCGCCCCUCUCGUACCAUGUGCUUCUUCUAAAAAUAUUAAGGCUAAAAAGGGAUGUGCUACGAGCUUUAGCGGUACAAACUUUCCGGGGAGUAACUUGCCGGCUUUGCUGACUAAAAAAUCAAAUGUUGUUGUUCCACCAAAGACAUCUUUGCCGAGAAAUGAUGUUAUAUCUUUACCAAAAGUAUAUCAUACCAGUAUUCCUUCAGCUUCGAGUAGGAUGGAUAUAUCUCCAAGUCCAUCAGAUGCAGAUUCUGUUUCUAUGGAAGAUUCAAUGUCCACAUGUGAUUCAUUGAAGAGCCCAGAGUUUGAGUACUUGGAUGAGAGUGAAGCAGUCAUGCUUGGGUCCAUUCAAAGAAAGACAUCUGAAAACCUUCACAUUGAUGACCAAGUGGAAAUUGCAGGAAAUUACUGCAAGCGAGAAUUACUUUCAGAAAUGGAAGUUGACAAAGUAGUUGAUGUUGAUGACAAGUACAUGGAUCCUCAGUUUUGUGCAACAAUAGCUUGUGAUAUUUACAAGCAUUUACGUGCAUCCGAGACAUUGAAAAGACCUUCGACGGACUUCAUUGAGAAGAUUCAGAAAGAUAUAAAUGCCAGCAUGCGUGCCAUACUUGUUGAUUGGCUUGUAGAGGUUGCUGAAGAAUACAGGCUAGUCCCCGACACACUAUAUUUGACUGUUAACUACAUAGAUAGAUAUCUUUCCGGCAAUACUAUAAACCGACAACGUUUGCAGUUGCUAGGUGUGGCUUGCAUGAUGAUUGCAGCAAAAUAUGAGGAGAUAUGUGCACCCCAGGUGGAGGAGUUCUGUUACAUUACAGAUAACACAUACUUUAAAGAUGAGGUUUUGGAAAUGGAGACUGCGGUACUUAACUACCUGAAGUUUGAAAUGACUGCCCCAACCACAAAAUGUUUCUUAAGGCGAUUCGUCCGUGCUGCACAAGUGAUGAGUGAGGCUCCAUCAAUGCAGUUAGACUGUUUGUCAAACUAUGUAGCUGAAUGUUCUCUCUUGGAUUACAACAUGCUUCAGUAUGCCCCUUCACUGACUGCUGCUUCAGCAGUAUUUUUGGCCAAGUAUAUACUGAGCCCGUCUCAAAGACCUUGGAACUCAACUCUGCAACAUUACACACUUUAUGAGGCUUCUGAUUUACAUGACUGCGUGAAAGCUCUUCACCAGCUUUGCUUGAGCAGCAGCAGCUCUAGUUUGUCAGCAAUCAGAGAGAAGUACAGCCAACAUAAGUACAAGUUUGUGGCGAAGAAGAACUGUCCUCCCUCAAUACCGUCAGAGUUGUUCGACAGUUAAGGAUUCGGGUGGGCUGUUCUGUACGAGUAGACAUGAAAUGCUUGUAGGGUACUUACUGGGUUCAUAUGAGUUGAUGGGCUUUGUAGCAAGUUAUUCUGAUGUAAUGGCUGUUCUGUCAUGUUUAGCAAUCAAUCAUGUAAAAAUCUCCUUUUUGAGCCCCGUCCCCGUCCCCGUCCCACUGCUUCUCCCGGAGCAUGCAUGCAUGCGUGUGUGGAAAUUGGGAAUAAGUAAAUAUGGUCAACUUGUUCCUUAUCUAACAUCUAAUUAGAUAAUCAAACAAGUUUUUUUCCUGUC